UCUCCAAAUUCCCCGCCCACCCUCCCCCUUGUUCACUUGACUGCUCCUAGUCCCUCUCUAAUACUGCUAAUUUCAAAUCAUAACAUUCAUUACAUACACACUAUUACUCUGCUAUCUAUAUACAUACAUACUUACAUACGGAGAACAAGUAACACAGCGCACGAGAGGGAAAGAUGAAGAAGAUGAGUUUUGAAGGAGUUUCUGCUUCUGCUUGUGAAGUGAUUUCCGUCAUUGUACUCUCCACAUUGCUCAUUGUACUCUCCACAUUGCUCAUGCUUUCCGUGCUUUUCUCCGCCGUUUUUCACAGUUCGUCGCCGUCACCGUCGUCGUUUUUGUCAGGUGUCCGAUCCGAGUUCAGAGUUCCGGUCGUCGCGCUUCAGACGAAUUUACUGGAUCAUCAACAUGCUCCGGCUGCUGUAGUUUCUACCGAUUUCAAUUCUGCACUUUCGUCUCCUCAUAAUCACACCGUCAUUAGAGAAGAAGAUCGAGUGGAACAAGGACUGGCUCGAGCUCGAGCUUCCAUUCGGACUGCUGCUGCUUCGACUCGUAAUCUCUCAACUGUACUCGGCAGUGAUUAUAUUUACCGUAAUCCUGGUGCAUUUUAUCAAAGUUAUCUAGAGAUGGAGAGGAGGCUGAAGGUGUACGUAUACGAAGAAGGGGAACUGCCAAUUGUACAUGACGGGCCUUGUAAAGAUAUAUACACAACAGAAGGCAGAUUCAUACAAGAAAUUGAGCAGGGGAAGAAGAGCAAGUUCAGAACAAGAGACCCUAACUUAGCUCACCUUUUCUUCAUGCCCUUUAGUGUAACUUGGAUGGUGAAAUACCUUUACACACCUAAAUCUUAUAAUCUCAAACCACUUCAGGACUUUGUUUCUGAUUACAUCAGAGUUGUCUCCACGAAGCACCCUUUUUGGAAUAGAACUCAGGGAGCUGAUCACUUUAUGCUCUCGUGUCAUGACUGGGGGCCCCAUGCCUCAAGAGGCAAUCCUCUUCUCUACAACACAUCAAUCAGAGUCUUGUGCAAUGCUAACUCCUCUGAGGGUUUCAACCCACAAAAGGAUGUCUCCCUCCCCGAAAUCCACCUUUUCGACGGCACCAUUCCAGCUAAGCUCCUCACACCUCGACCAACUUCCCCGCCUCAAUAUCUGGCCUUCUUUGCUGGAGGGAACCACGGGCCCAUCCGCCCCAUUCUCCUCAAUCACUGGAAAAAUCGGGACACCACCCUCCCCGUCUUCGAGUACCUUCCUAAAGGCCUAGAUUACUACUCUUUCAUGCUUACCUCCAAGUUCUGUCUAUGUCCUAGUGGUCAUGAAGUGGCUAGUCCAAGAAUUGUUGAGGCAAUUUACGCUGAAUGUGUGCCAGUAAUAUUGUCGAAAAACUAUGUGUUGCCAUUUAGUGAUGUAUUGAGGUGGGAGGCCUUUUCUUUAGAGAUUCCCGUUUCAGAUAUUCCGAGGUUGAAAGAGAUUUUGAGUGAGGUUCCUGAGGACAAAUAUGUGAAGCUGAAAGAAGGGUUAAGACAAGUGAGGAAACACUUCGUGUUGAACAGUCCCGCUACGAGAUUCGAUGUGUUUCAUAUGGUUUUGCACUCCGUUUGGCUAAGGAGGAUAAAUCUUAGAGUUGAUCAAGAUGCUACAUACCCGUAAGCCGUAAAUGUAUAAACCUAAGUUUAAGAAAAUAUACAAAAUCUUACCAACAGAUAUAUAUAUAUUCUCCAAGUGCUGGUGACAUGUUUGUAUAUUAA
Molecule: messenger RNA, 1741 nt
Organism: Daucus carota subsp. sativus
Lineage: Eukaryota; Viridiplantae; Streptophyta; Magnoliopsida; Apiales; Apiaceae
Product: probable glycosyltransferase At5g25310
Exons: 4
Coding region: 174-1643 (489 amino acids)
Molecular function (GO): glycosyltransferase activity
Source: RefSeq, a predicted model, not a curated record